Papilio machaon (common yellow swallowtail) is the source of this 792-nucleotide messenger RNA. Its product is annotated as thymidylate kinase. Gene Ontology annotation, molecular function: ATP binding; dTMP kinase activity. Gene Ontology annotation, cellular component: nucleus; cytosol; mitochondrion. The record is from RefSeq and is a predicted model, not a curated record. Gene Ontology annotation, biological process: dUDP biosynthetic process; dTDP biosynthetic process; dTTP biosynthetic process. Lineage: Eukaryota; Metazoa; Arthropoda; Insecta; Lepidoptera; Papilionidae. The transcript is spliced from 6 exons. The coding region runs from base 146 to 775 and encodes 209 amino acids.
AUCAUUAUUUACCGCCAAAAAUAAUUACAAAAAUUGCAAAACUACGAUAAGAUAAUAUCCGUUUAUAAAAUUUGUGGUAAUGUGUACUUCUGUUUUGAAGAGUACUUUUGAACAUUUGUAAAAAUCAAUAAGUUUUUUAGUAACAAUGUCUCUUAAAAGAGGAGCUUUAAUAGUUAUUGAAGGUGUAGAUAGAACUGGAAAAUCCACACAAAGUAAAAACCUAGUUGAGAAUUUAAACAAUCGGAAAAUUAAAGCGGAAUAUGUAAACUUUCCUGACAGGAGUACUGAAAUUGGCAAAGUGAUUAACAGCUACUUGAAGUCUAAGAAUGAUUUGUCAGAUGAAACAAUUCACUUAUUAUUUUCUGCAAACCGAUGGGAGAAAGCUCGCAGUUUAAUAAAAAAGCUGGAAGAAGGCAUUAGUAUUAUUGUUGAUAGAUAUUGCUACUCAGGUGUAGCAUUUACUGCCGCCAAAGGUUAUGAUAUAAAUUGGUGUAAGUCACCAGACUCCGGAUUACCAAAACCUGACAAAGUAUUUUUUCUUACAAUGCCACUUGAAAAUAUUCUGCAGAGAAAUGGAUUUGGCAAUGAGAGGUAUGAGGUAUUGGACUUUCAGAAAAGGGUAUCCGAAAUGUAUGAUAAAUUAAGAGAAGAUAAUUGGGAGGUUUUAGAUGCCAGGAGAUCAAUACAGACAAUAGAAGAUGAAUUACUGGAGAAGUCAUUGGAUGUUAUUAAAACUGCUGAAUUAAAUCCUAUAGAUAAAAUAUGGCUUAAAUAAAAUAAUUUUAAUUUAAA